CCGGUCGCCUCGGAACCAAACACGCCGGACUAGUUCCCGGACGGACAGCUAUUGCCGGGGCACACUGUACGGAACCGGCCCCUAUAGCGCCGCGGAGAGUGUGUGCGGACGGAGUGGGCGGAAGAUGGCUCUGGCUGCAGCCUGUGGGCAGAUAGCGCGGAGUGUGAUAGCCGGGCGGUGCGUUCAGACCUCGGUGGCAGCAGCAGCAGUGUCCUUGCUCCGGCCACCUCUACGAUGUCAGAGCUCGCACAGUACAUCACUGAAGAAUCCAAACUAUGUUCCAAAGACCUCCUUAUCUGAACCACCGUGGCCAGAGAUUAAGCUGCCAGAUCCCACUGUAGAAGUGGAAGAGCACAAAGAGCUUGUGAAAAAAGUAAACAAUCUUAUUGCUACGGGACAAUUCGGGCGUCUUUUUGCCGUCAUCCACUUUACAGGUAAACAGUGGAAAGUAACCAAUGAAGAUCUUAUUUUUAUUCGAGGAUCUUAUGAAGCACAGUGUGGAGAGAGGAUAAGGUUAGAGAAGAUUUUGCUAGUUGGCAGUGAUAACUUUACACUAGUGGGAAAGCCUCUCCUUGGAAAGGAUUUAGUCCGAGUUGAAGCAACAGUGAUUGAAAAAACUGAAUCUCAUCCAAAGAUUAACAUGAAGUUUUGGAGGCGUCACGGAUACCAAAAGACGAGAAUUACAAUUGACCCACUGAUCAUAUUGAGGAUCAACACAAUUGAAAUUGCUCCUGUUUUAUCCUGAAUAUUUUUUUUUCUACUGUACUAUUAUUAAAAUAAAAUACUCUUCUAUUAA
Pseudophryne corroboree (corroboree frog) is the source of this 796-nucleotide messenger RNA. RefSeq names its product mitochondrial ribosomal protein L21 (gene MRPL21). Gene Ontology annotation, cellular component: mitochondrial large ribosomal subunit; ribosome. The transcript has 7 exons. NCBI's taxonomy places the organism in Eukaryota, Metazoa, Chordata, Amphibia, Anura, Myobatrachidae. Gene Ontology annotation, molecular function: structural constituent of ribosome. The coding region runs from base 125 to 745 and encodes 206 amino acids. The record is from RefSeq and is a predicted model, not a curated record.